This is a messenger RNA of Biomphalaria glabrata, 4156 nucleotides long. Its product is annotated as ubiquitin-conjugating enzyme E2 J2-like. Bases 143 to 877 code for a protein of 244 amino acids. The record is from RefSeq and is a predicted model, not a curated record. NCBI's taxonomy places the organism in Eukaryota, Metazoa, Mollusca, Gastropoda, Planorbidae. The transcript has 8 exons.
CUUCCGGAUGUCGACAGUGUUAACUACCAGAAUCAAUUUCAAGUAAACUAAAUAAGUAUAUAGUAUAGAUCUAGAUCUAGAAUAGUUUAGAAAGUUAGAUCUAUAAUCUAGAUUUAGAUCUAGUCUAUAUGGUCUUGAAACAAUGUCAUCAAAAAAAAUUAACUCGACGGCCACUGCUCGACUCAAGCAAGACUACUUGAGGAUCAUGAAAGAUCCUGUCCCAUAUAUACAAGCAACACCUUUGCCAUCCAAUAUUUUAGAAUGGCAUUACAUUGUUGAAGGUCCUGAGAAUUCACCAUAUGAAGGAGGUAUAUAUCAUGGCAAGCUGAUCUUCCCAAGAGAGUUUCCAUUUAAACCACCCAGUAUAUACAUGUUGACUCCCAAUGGCAGAUUUAAAUGUAAUAUGAGAUUAUGUUUGUCUAUAAGUGAUUUUCAUCCAGACACCUGGAACCCAGCCUGGUCAGUGUCAACUAUUUUGACAGGUCUCCUCAGCUUUAUGCUAGAGAAAAGUCCAACACUUGGGAGCAUAGAGACAAGUUUGUGCACAAAAAGACAGCUGGCUGCACAGAGUGGCUCUUUCAACUUGUAUAAUAAAACAUUUUGUGACUUGUUUCCAGAAGUGGCAGAGAGAAUAAAAGAGAACUUACGAAAACAGGCUGAAGAGCUCAAGAAAUCAACAGAGCUGACCAACACAUCUAACAAUGGAAACAGUCACCUGGACAAUGGCCUUCCUCAACCUGCAGACAACCAGGCCCACAGAGUUGGUCCAAGGUGGUAUCUUCGUGGCACAAUGACCAACAUGCUGGUCAUCAUUGGCUUUGCAGCCUUUGCUUUCAUGGUGAAACAUGUGCUGACAAAUGUUGUGGAGACGUUAUAGCUGUAGAAUGGCUCGGCUGUUUUGAUUGUUAGUAAGAGAUGCAUCAGAGCAUUUGUAGUUUGCAAUGGUGUGGGGAAAGAAAAAGAUUCUUCAACUAAAUCACCUUAAACUGUUCCCUCAGCAUAAGUUUGGAAAAACAUCAUGUCCUAUGUAACACUUAAAUCUGUUAUAGUCUUUAACUUUGUAGCUUCCAGGAAUACCUUCAAUUAGGUAAGCAUUCACCCUCAAUUGUGUCAGAUCAUUAUUCAUUUAAUUAUCAGUUUAUUUUUAGCUUUGCAAAUGUUGAAAGUGAUUCUACUGCAUGCGGACUACUUAAAUGUGAAGUUGAUCUUGGUUAAAAAGAAAUCAUCACUUGAGUAGCUUGUUUUUGUGAUACCAAUGCCGUAUCUCAAAAUAGUUUUUGAAUGGGCUAGCCUAGCCCCCCCCCCCCCCCCCCCCUCCUUUUAGCAGCAAAAUCUUUUAAACUCUUUAACAUUUUGCCAUAAAUAUUUGAAAUGAAAUACAGAGAUUUUAUUUGUCCUGAUGAUUUUCUGAACAAGAUCAUGAAGUCCUCUAUUGAUUGCAUAUAGAAACAUACAUCAUAUGUUGUAGUUUAUAAAGUCUAGUUUAUUAUACUGAAAAAAAUGUAGAACUACGGAUCAAAUGAUAGAGUUUGAAUCAAAUUUUGGACAGUUGAAUUCAACUGAAGAUAUUAAUGUUUAAUUACUUAGGCAGUUAACUUGCAUAAGUCUUUGCAAACUUGUUCCCUGAAUGUGUAUAACACUAUCCCAAACCUGUUUCCCAGAAUGUGUAUUAUAUGAUUAUCUCAUGUAUGUUAAUAACCCAUGCUGUGAUGAGGCUCUAUCAGAACUUUUCCUGACGAUAGACUCUAAUGUUUGUUUUUCUUGGGCCGGAAGUACUACAUUGUACAGUUGUUUAGUUACACACACACCUGCCAAUUUUAUAUAUUAAACAUAAACAUUUUGUUCUGUUCAAGAGAGUAAUGUAAUCAAUGAAUGUUUUGUAAAAUAAUUGUGUGUUAAUGUUUUGUCAUGAAUCUUGGAUCUCUUCUGAAUGAACCUGUAUCCACUUUUGCUUACUAGCUCAGGUUAUAACAAAUUAUCUCAAUAGAUUAUAAUUAGAGCAGUUAGGUUUUCAGUAAAUGAUUUAAAGGGGUCAUUGAGAAUACUAGUUUGACUAGGUCUUCAUGCUAUAACAUAAGGGUUUUAUCAGGUAUGUAAAUGAAACUUUGUACUGUUGUCCCCAUAAAGCUAAUUACAUUGUGUAUUUUUUAUUGUGUUUUUGAGGAUAUCAAAGGAGGUUUAUGUUUAUUGUUUUAUUACUUGCACUAUUAAUUGUUCAAUGGAACAAUAUGAAAGCAAGAAAAAAAAUGAUUUGCUUAAUAGUGCAAAGCACAUGUUCAGAACUGUUGUAAAACUUGUGCAACCAUUGUAUCCAUCACAAAAGAAGAAGGAGAUUGUCCUCUAUGUAACACAUUAAAUCCCUUGUGUACUGUAAUUAGAAUGAUUAGAACAACACCAGUAAUUUUUAUUUUCUUUUCAAAGCAGGAGACUGUUCAUUCAGUUUGAUUCAAAAUUUAAAGGGAUUUUGUCAAAAGAUUUAAAUUCUAUAAAGUGAUACCAGUAAAAUAUUAUAUGUAUAUAUAUCACAUACCAUAGUUAAUUAUUAACUUGGUAGCUAUUUUAAUUUUGUUCACCCGCUCAUAUGCUUUCAAUAUUUUUGUGUAAACGUGUAAAUUGAUUCAAAGUAAAUGUUCUCAAGAAAACAUUUAUGUUGCGCUAGCUUUAACUUAAAAAUUUGAGUGCUGUUACAUUCAUAUCCUGGAGGUUAUGUAGUUCUUAAAAGUAAACAAUUUGAGUGCUGUUACAUUUAUAUCCUUGAGGUUAUGUAGCAUUUUUUUUUCAAGAAACUAAUCACAGAUUGCCUCUGCUUGUCCAUCUGUUUUGAUGUUUAGUCACCAUUUGUAAUUGUUGAGAGGCUUCCUUUAUUCUAGUGUCUCGUGUGAUUUCCAGUUGUUACUUUCCUUUUUUGUUUGACAAAGGUAAAAUUCCGAUCAAAAGUGAUCUGAAAUAUUUGUCAUUCUUUUGAAAAAUGUCAUGUUCCUUAAUUUUUUAUUUAUCCCAUUCUUCCAGCAGACUCAAAAUAUUUUUAUUUAUUUUUAAAAAACAUUUUUUUUUUUUGUUAAUAAAACUAGUUUCUGUAAAUUUUGGAUGCUUUUGGCUAUAAGUUCUCUUUCAUUCUUCUUCUCAUUGUUUCAUUAGAAACUAGCCAGAUGUGACCUGCUCGUCUUAAGUUGUAUAUCACAAAUUCAUUAGGAAAAAAAAAGUAUAAUUAUAAUUAAUUCGUGAAUGUAAAUUAUCCUAAUUUUAAUCCCCAAUUUCAAGGAUAAGUUUUACAAACAGGUUAGUGUCAAGGGUAGGGUUUGUAAACAUAAAUAGUGUCAGAACUAGGGUUUGUUAGCGUGGGUAGUGUCAAGACAAGGGUUUGUAAAUGUGGGUAGUGUCGAGGCUAGGGUUUGUAAAUGUGGGUAGUGUCGAGGCUAGGGUUUGUAAAUGUGGGUAGUGUCGAGGCUAGGGUUUGUAAAUGUGGGUAGUGUCGAGGCUAGGGUUUGUAAAAUGAGUAUGGGUUCAGUGUCGUGCUGUGACAACAUAUAUGUAUUGCUGUAUAUAUUGUGUACAAAGCAAAAAGAGUAUUAAAGUUCACUGGUUGUUGGUCAUUCAAUUUGUUGUGGUGUUGGUUCUUUACAUUUCAAUACUACCUUCCUGUUUCAGUUUUUACUAUUCAUUUUUGUUCAUAGUACAUUAUUUUAUGAAUGUUUUUUUUUUUUUUUUUACCAACCUUAAUUGGAAAUACCUUUAACAACUUGAUACUCUCUUGAAGGAUAAGUAAAAUAAUGUAACACUCGGUCAUAAUAUACUUGAGAAUUGUUUCUUACUAUCUGCUGUAGCUAAGUGUUCUGGGUGGCAGUAGUAUUACCUACUUCUUAUUUAUGUGCCAUAAUUAACAAGCAGGGCAGCAGAUGUCAUUUGUAUUGAAAUAACCAUUGAUCAAGGUAUUUGACUCCUGCACCCCAAUCCUUUGUUAAGGCGUUUUGCUAUUUUGGGUUUUUGGCACAUUGGCAUAAUUAGGGCCAUGUUGUGCCCACAAGGUGUUUUGCCCAUGAGACACUAUAUCCAUCCUUCUAGAAUAAAUGCCUUUGAGUUGAACAUCUUUAUAUGUGUAAAAAAAAAUGUAAAUGUUGACACUAAAUGAUUAUGAUUAAAAACUGAAAAACUUGUU